AUGGGACAGGAGAGCGCCGGGACGAGGGGCCCUUGGAGCGGCGACCGCGUGAGGAGCAUCGUCUACGCCGGCCUCGACUCCAUCGUCACCUCCUUCUCCCUCAUCUCCUCCAUCUCCGGCGGCCGCCUCUCCUCCGGUACCCUCCCUUUCUCUCCUCUUCCUCUUCCUCCUGUUUUUCUCACGUUGGGUGUUGUUGCAGGGGACGUGGUGGUCCUGGGGUUGGCGAACCUGGUGGCGGACGGGAUCGCAAUGGGUUUCGGGGACUUCGUGUCCAGCAGCACGGAGAGGGACAUGGUCCGCAAGGCCAGGGCCGUCCUCCAGCAGGGCCUCCGCCGCCACAUCCGCCCCCAGCUGACCGACCUCCUCCACGCCUACCAGGCCCUCGGCAUGGCCACAGCCGACGCCACCACCGUACUCCACCUAUACACUUACACUUUACCCUCCUCUUCUUCUACUUGAUCACUCACUCUCUUUUCUAGUUACAUAUGUAUAUAUUUGUGUAUAUGUGUCAUGCACGUGUCUGGAAUUAAAAUGGGUGGCGGUGGUGUUGGUGACCCUGAGACAGGUGGUGAGCGUGCUGGCUAAGUACGAGGGGAUCCUGGUGGACGAGAAGAUGAGCCUGGAGAGGGGGAUGCUGCCCCCGCGGCAGAUGGAGGCGCCGUGGAAGAGCGGGCUGGUUACCUUCCUCUCCUUCGUGGGCUUCGGCAGCGCGCCGCUCCUGGCCUUCGGCCUCCUCCUCCCCUUCGCCGUCCCCCCCGCCGCCCGCUUCCUCGCCGCCUGUCUCCUCGCCGGCGCCGCCCUCUCCCUCCUCGGCGCCGCCAAGGCCCGGCUCUCCGGUCAGAGCCUCCCCCUCUCCGUCGCCGCCACCCUGUUCAACGGCGCCCUCGCCUCCGCCUCCGCCUACACCAUCGGCUCUCUCCUCUCCAACCUUCUCCGCCUCGAAUAA
Messenger RNA from Spirodela intermedia, 946 nucleotides. NCBI's taxonomy places the organism in Eukaryota, Viridiplantae, Streptophyta, Magnoliopsida, Alismatales, Araceae. The record is from the annotation of a GenBank genome assembly.